AGUGGAACGUGAGAUCAAACCAGUUCCGAGAUCGACCCACCACUAUUCCAACCCGCAGCAGUAGCUAAAGCGAACAGAACUAAGGGACCCGAGGCGUUGUUAUUCCGUUCCAAAACUCGAAAAGUGAAACACCAUACUACAACCAUCAGAAUUGUGAUUGUUAUUAUCAGCAACAGGCUGAACUUCCCCGACCUUCAUCCAUUGGUAGCAGCAACAUCAACAACCGCCUGGUUCGAUAGCGUUUGCUUUUAACGUCGUUAAUGUAUGGAACGCUUGACUGGAAAUAGCGCUACGUUGGCGUCUUAAGUUUAUGUUCUAAGUGGUAGUGCUGGAAUCGAUUCUCUUCAAAAGCUCCAAGUUUCAUUUGUGAUCUGAUCCGUGAAGCAACUGGUGCUACUGAUAGCUUACAGUGCACGGUGAAUUCGACAGAGUUCUCGGCCAAGAGAAUGCAAAGAGAAUCGUUUAGGAGCCGUACCCGCUACGUGUUCCUGUUGUUGCUUGGCCUCGCCCUGCUUAUAGGAAAGUGUGCACCAUCAGUAUACGCCCAAAGUGCUCCGUCAAAGACUGUGAGUGAGGAUGUGGUUGCGUCGAUUAAUAAUCUGGCCAAAUUGCUUUGUGAGAAACUGGCAACGCCUGCCAGUAAGACGGAAUUGCUAUCUCCGGUCAGCAUCGGCAGCAUGAUGUUGCUGCUUUUACGUGCCUCAAAGCGUGGUACGCGCGAUGAGCUUUUCAAUACGUUACAGUUAUCAGCGUAUCGUAAGCGUGCUGGCGGCAGUGCAAUUGCUAAAAAUUUUGGACGUUUGUUGAAGGAAUUUACGCACGAUAUUGCCGGUCCAGGCAUAUUACUUGACGUGCCGGCAUGGCAGGCGACCCGCAGCUGUAAUCCCAUGAUUGAUGAUGAUCCCGAUUACACCGAUGAUGAUGAUGAAUUUCUAGACGAUCCUCCGAUCCAACCGAACGUAGUGCAGUUGGCGAAUGGAAUAUUUUUGCAGCAGGGUCUGGUGAACAACUCCACCUUCGUCCGAAUGGCCAAAGAGCUAUAUCAAGCACAAAUGGCGUAUGUAAACUAUCGUGAGCAGCCAGAAGAGGCACGCAAUAUUAUUAACCAAUGGGUUAACGAGACUACACGCGGUCGAAUCGAAGAGAUAAUCGUAGAUACCUUCGACCGGACAACCCAGAUGGUGAUAGCAAAUGCCCUUUAUUUCAAAGCUACCUGGGAGACAUUCUUCAAUGAGCCACAGUACACUCGCCCACAACCGUUCUUCCCGGACGGCGAGCAAAGUUCGUCCGUGAUGGUGCCCACCAUGUUUACGGCAGGUUGCUUCCCAUAUCAUAGCACGACCGAGCUGGAUGCUAGGAUAAUGGGAUUCCCUUAUCGCAACCGCACUACAUCGAUGUAUGUAAUUCUACCGAACUCGUCCGAUCGAGCCAAGUUGCGCCAACUCCAGACCCGCCUCGACUCCGCCAGUCUUGAUCGAUUGAUCGGACAAAUGCGACUACAAAAAGCUAUCGUUCAGUUUCCCCGCCUACACGUGACCAACAGCUACGAUUUGAAGUUAGUACUACAACAGCUAGGAUUGAGGACGUUGUUCAAUCGCUCAAAGAGCAAUUUGCGAGCGUUGCUGCCAGAUAAGACGGUACCCGAGACCGAUGCUAAUCUAUACGUCACUGAUAUGCUGCACAAGAUCGAUCUGGAAGUGAACGAGCGCGGUACCGAGGGGGGUGCGGUGACGAUCACCGCGAUGGAGCGAUCCCUGCCACCUGUAAAUUUCCGUGUGAAAGGUCCGUUUCUCAUCGCAAUCCGCCACGAUCCCACAAAAAUGCUGCUCUUUUACGGUGCGAUCUUCGAUCCAUCAUAAUGUUGAACCCUGCUCUUAUCAGUUUUGAGAGCCGUCCGCUGCAAAACAAAUCAACAAAACGUGCACACAUUGUUGUACAAGUUGGUUUCGAUUGCAGCACACUUCGGAUGCACAUUGGUCUAGGAGAGGACUACGCGUGACGACUGUCACGCCGUCAUAGCGAAAGGUAGCAAAAGUUAUUAAUUUAUAAAUAAACCUCAAUAUGAGAUUGGA
Messenger RNA from Anopheles darlingi, 2072 nucleotides. Its product is annotated as serine protease inhibitor 28Dc-like. The record is from RefSeq and is a predicted model, not a curated record. Bases 447 to 1859 code for a protein of 470 amino acids. The transcript is spliced from 2 exons. Gene Ontology annotation, molecular function: serine-type endopeptidase inhibitor activity. NCBI's taxonomy places the organism in Eukaryota, Metazoa, Arthropoda, Insecta, Diptera, Culicidae.